Molecule: messenger RNA, 2963 nt
Organism: Boeremia exigua
Lineage: Eukaryota; Fungi; Ascomycota; Dothideomycetes; Pleosporales; Didymellaceae
Product: heterokaryon incompatibility protein-domain-containing protein
Exons: 1
Coding region: 323-2830 (835 amino acids)
Source: RefSeq, a predicted model, not a curated record
CACUUCGAAGCUCCAAUCUACAUGACUAACGAGGAACAAGCUCAUCGGUCACCUGCCGCUAUGCAUACUCAAGAUCUGCGAGGGCAUUUUGCCGUGCUGUCACUUGUGAGCUGGUCCAGAGAUAUUAUUUCUACGAUGAAUGAAGGCGAUGUACUUCGUAGAGCAUUCAAGGACUAGGUACUUGGCAUUUCCAGCCUGACAGUGUUGCUGACAGUGGCUUUCCCGCACCCAAGCACGGUUGAGUUGCCUUCUAGCAGUUUCCAAGGAUUGAAUUCUUCUUUAACAUAUCUAGUAAUCUUUGAAAUCAUAACUAGAUACUUCUAUGGAAGGCACGCGGAAACUCAGCACGAAAGGACGUAUCAACGAUCGUCAGCCUUGUCAAAGCAUACCAAUUGAGCAACGCGAGAUAUUGUCGGUCGGCCGACCGUUAUGCACUGGAUGCCGAAAGUUGCUAUCGACGCUUGACCUGGCUACUGCGAGGGUCAAAUCCGAAGCUGGGGUGCAGAAUGAUGGAGUUUACCAUUACAAGGAUCCAGUGUAUAAGUCUGAAGAUGCGUGUCGCGUCUGCGCCUUUUUUGCACUCGUUCUCGGCACGAGCGCUGUUGAGUAUUCAAGUGCAUCUGUCAGGAUCAGAGUGGUCGACUUGCCUAUAGUUUCAUUCGAGAUCAGUCUGCGGCGGCGGAUAGGGAACGGUUUCGGUACGACACAACUUCCACGUGAGUGGUCUCAUUCAAUCCUGAUAUGGUCAUCGGAACCAUUACCAGGUAAACCCGAUUUCGAAGGAGCAGAUACUACAAUGUCGAGACAGGACGACGCAGCACCCGAAAACAUCGCGAGACUACUAGAAGGCCGCCUGCCCUUCCAAAAGGCAAAUGACAACCAGAUGUUUGAGUGGCUGAGAAAUAGGCUUAAGGUUUGCCGAUCUCAUAAAGAAUGUCAGAGGUCUCUAGAAGCUGUUCCAUCGAGCCACCGAACACCUCUGCCGACUCGCGUCUUGCUUAUCGAGCGCAAUGACCCAUGCGACACAUUCACGAUCCGUCUGCAGACCAUUGUCGGCCAAUACGGUGACUACCUUGCUCUCAGCCACUGUUGGGGCCAGGCUGGGGUGCCGUUGAGAACGACAAAGGAAAAUCUGACAAAGCACACGCGGGCCAUCGAGUUCGAUGCUUUGCCACCAACGUUUCGAGACGCGAUUACAGUGACUUCCGAACUUGGGUACAAUUAUCUAUGGAUUGAUUCGCUAUGUAUCGUUCAAGACGACGAGGUAGAUUGGAACCGAGAGGCGAACCGCAUGGGCAUCGUAUAUGCUAACGCUCAGGCGGUUAUAGGCGCGUCACACGCUAAAGAUGCGAGUUAUGGCCUCUUCAUGACACGGACGCCAACCAAAUCCUGGUUUACUGUUCGCAUGGAAGCUAGGACAAGCGAUUCGGAGACUUGCGAGCUGACAUUGGCCGCUCCUGACUCAACCCACUCAAGGAGAUGCGACCCUACAAAUGGCCCGCUUGCGCAGAGAGCUUGGGGUUUCCAGGAGCAGGCAUUGGCUAAAAGAGUCCUGUGGUUUACAGACGGUGAAGUGGUCUGGCAAUGUCGCAGGGCUGUGGUGUCUGAGACCGGAGUCCGACUGCGCACCAUUGAUUGGGAGAAGGAGCUCACUGACUGGCUGUGGGUAAUCACACAGUACUCAAGUCGACGUGUGACGAAAUUCCGGGAUAGGCACAUUGCUCUGUAUGGGCUUGUUGAACUGAUUCGGGAACUCAACCCUGGCUACCGAUACGAACAUGGGACAUGGAUAGGCCCUUGGGACGAGCCUGUUGCAUGGCAAAGCCAAAUGUUCCCUGCGCAGCCUAAAUCAACCGAGAAGGAUUGGAUCCACCAACUUCUGUGGUAUCGUUGCUUUAGAAUCAGCACAUGGAGUAUAAAAGAGUUAGAAGCACUAGAAGCAUCAUCUCGCAAAAGCUGGUCAUGGAUAUACCAACCAGGACCUGUCAAGUUUCUUCGUAGCUUUGACACAGAAUUCAGCUUGCCAGAACAAAUGUUCCACCUCCGCCGCAGCAACAUCGAGCUAGCAGACCGUGGCAUGCUCAAGGCGCACGUCGUAUUAUGGACAGCUCUCAAAUACGAAGCUCGACCCCGAAGGGGCCCACAACACCGAUUCUUCCCAACAAAGGAACAGAAGAAGAAAGAGCAUUCUCCUCCUUUUCUCCUCAAACCUUCCGAGACAGGAGAAGAAUUUACUGCGCUCUACUCAAGCCAUGGCCCCGAGUCACGAUUCCCAAACAUUCACGGCGUACAUAACGCAUUCCGUUCGUACAUCAGUACCCUGCUGCCUGGUAUAACAACCGGUGACAUCGGCCCAGGCGCCUACAUUAUUGGCAGCGGCAUGGGCAUAUCCGCGAGCCGGUGCUGCGGCUGGGCCAUCCUGGACGACGACAACGCCCUCCUAGACGCCAGCUCGUACCAGCACGCAGAAAAAGAGUUCUUCAUCGUCCCGCUAAUGAGUUGGGUCACGCGCUCCGCGCUCAUGAACGAAGCCCCACUCCACCAAGUUCUCAUCCUUGAGCGUCUGCACCUCGGCCGCAACAAUGAAGCCCACAGUCUGCGACUCAGAGUGGACGACCCCCGAUACAAGCGUAGUCGUUGGCACAAGCCUACUGAGACUGCGGACGGGAAGAGGAGUGCCACGUGGAUUCCAACGUUUGCGGGUAUACCACGGCCGACAGGUUUCCAACAGCAUGCUGGCACGUUUCGUCGGAUUGGGUGCGGAGUUAUGUAUGCGGAUGCUGGUCUUGGGGCUGCGGAUGAUGAUUUCCGUGAGAUCACUAUCAUUUAGAAAGAUCUGCGGUGCCCACGAAGAAGAUCGUUUUUUAUGAGGCAUCACUAUCAACGUUGUGCUGUUGUUAUAACGUGCACUGCAGGGCAAGUCUACUUGGUGUGAUGCCUCAUAAAAAACGAUCUUCUUCGUA